This is a messenger RNA of Effrenium voratum, 1427 nucleotides long. NCBI's taxonomy places the organism in Eukaryota, Dinophyceae, Suessiales, Symbiodiniaceae. The record is from the annotation of a GenBank genome assembly.
CCUGUGUGUUUGCUUUUCUGCAGCGCCACAGUUCACAGCUGCACCAGAGCGCUGUUGCGGCCCAUGUGAGCACAGAGGGCCAUGUUGCUAUCCCCGCAGGUCAAAGUCAGCUAUUCGGCGAGGAAUUGCACCAGGUGUUGCGCAAGCCGGAAAGAUGAACUUGGUCCAGGUGUACUGUCUCAGAACCGUCGAUGGUUCCUGAGCGUUGGGCUGGGAGUGCUUCGGUUCUCAAGCAGCAGGGCUUCGGCCAGAAGACCGACGGCGAGUCAGGUGAUUCCGCUGCGUUGGGAGGCAGGUGGUUUCUACCUUCAGUUUUGCCUUGAUGGCCGUCUCACAGAAGACAAGAAACCGAAAAGGAUAUAUGCCGUGGCAGAUACUGGGUCCCCCUUUCUGCUGGUUGCCAAGUGCUUGCGAGACGACUGUCCAGCAUACUGUGCAGAGGUGGGCUGCUUUGAAGGAGAAGGGCAGCCAAGCGGUGAUCCUGACAGCUUUGAAGGCUAUGCAUCCGGCCUUGUGGAGGUGCAAUGGCGCUCGAGAGGAAGGGUUAGCUUUCCUGACGCCAACAACACAACUCCCGAAUUGAGCAACAUACGCUUUGGCGUGCAGGGGCGCGUCAUCGGCUUUGGGGGAACAGGCAAGGCAGUCUUCUUUGGACUGAUCCGAGACCACAUGUCUGACGUAAAGCCAUCCUUCCUCGAGCAGACUCCAUUUAAGGUGCUGACCGUAGAUCUACGACACCCUGGGCGAGAAACUCUUGAACUUGCAGCAGAAAAGCCUGUCGCUUUAGGCGAGGCUUCUCGGACUAUCAAGUUGGAAGAUCCACAGAGGUGGGGUGAUCCUGUGAAGCACUACUGUGCCGUGGCGACAGUCCGCAUCGCUGGCCAGGCCAUCGCAGCGACAAAUAACGUGUCCCCGAGAAAGGUGUUGGCAAUCUUUGACACUGGGACCACCGGCGCCUCCAUGACCCGAGGCUUGUACGACGCAUACUUGCAGUUGGCGAAGCACAACUCAAGCUCGGGCAUGUCUUGGUCACAGGCUCGACGGAUGGAAGUAGUCUUCGAUUCCGAUGUUACCUUCGAGAUGCAGCGCGGCAAGCACAGCGCCUACGGCAUUGGCCUCGACCUUGUCACUCCGAUCGAUGAGAUGGCUUGGGCUGGGGUUGGUCCAUCUGAGUCCAUCGCCAACUACAAGGUUCCUGGGGGUGCGCAUGACGAGCGCCCCUUCGAGGCGCAACACUCUAGACGCUCCAGGAUGUUAUGCUGAUGGGACUUGGCUUUUUGGUGGGCAAGAAACUGGCUGUGGACACCGUGCGAGAUGAGUUGACGGUCACCGCCUGACACCAGAGGGCCAAAAUGAUGUGUGCCUAUUUUGGAGUUCUCACCCUGUUCCGCUUUGCAUCGCUUUGCCAAGUGUUGGGCAAAUCUCAC